CCAUGGAAGUUGUCGUCCUCAUCUUCCAUAUACUACGUCCAUAUGCGUACAUGCACCACCAGUAUAUCAUGCCUCGCGUGUUAGUAACACAACCAGUGAUGAUGGCCUAACCUCACAAUUAAAAGCAAAUUUUUUUUCUGCCCCUAUAUGUAUAUGUAUAUAUAAAUUUUUUUCUUUUUUUUUUUCUUUUUGUGAACAUGUCAUCAUUAUCAUUAUUGUUGUCGUCAUUUCCGUCAAUUGCUGUUAUUUACACGACAUUUGAAUUUCAAGUGAAACGCGCGUGUUAUUCUCAUUGGAGCAAAUCAAUUCCCGGAUUCCAUUACUAUACAUCUUCGUUAUUAUGUCUCGGGACAUAAUAUCCAAUUCAUCUUCUAGUUGAUCUAUUUUCUUUCAAUAUAUGUAUUUUUUUUAUAAAAGGAUCUCCCCUUCCGCAUCAUCAGUGGGCCAGCUGAUAAAUCCCCUCAGCACUUAAACCUCUUUAGGUGAAGAACCGUCGUCGGAUGCGAAGGAGACAGAGUGUGUUUCCAAGCGUGAUGACGUUACUUUACUCGAUAAUAGGGAGCUCGCUUUUUGCUUAAAGAAACCUCUUUGCCUCAAAAAAAAAAGAAAAAAAAAAGAAAAGAAAAAAAAUAUAACCAAGACGAGAAAAACCUCAAACAUGACUAUAUAAUUUUCUCGAAGUCUUCGCUCUCCUCUAAACCAAGACAUUAAAGUAUUUAAGAGAAAAAAAAAAUUUCGACCAAAGAAAAAAAAGUCUUUUUUUUUCCCUCCUCAAUCCUUAAAACUUUUAAGGAGUGUCUUUAUUAACUAUAAACGACAAAGACUUUUUCAUAUAUACAUAGAUUAAAAAAAAAAAAAUUCAUUUUGAUAAGUAAAAUAAUCGUAGCGCCAAUUCACGAAAUUUCACGUCAAGAGACAAUUUAUUCUAAAGCAGAAAAUCAAGUCUUGAAUAAAGACAAGUAGUGUAAACUCCAAGCAUGAGAGGAGAAUAAUGAGAAUACUUCUGAGAAAAUUUUAUACACUCGAGAAAAGCAUCAAAGCUUUUGGCUUCAAAGGGACAUUGCAUCUAUAAAUCAUUCGCAUCUUCAAGAAGAAGAAGAAGAAGAAGUCAGUCUUUUCAGUUCAAGCAAAAGAAAGCUUCAACUAGUUUUUUUUUGGUCUUCUUCUCCUUCUUUUAUUUUUACAACAUUUAAAACACAAAUGGAAGAAGGGAUUUUUCUUAACGAGUUCAAAAUUGAUUCACAAUCGGAAGAAAAACUACAUUUCAACUGAGUUCCCAGUUUAUAUAUAUAUAUAUAUAUAUAUAUAUAUAUAUAUAGAAGAGAAGUAGAGAAAACAAAAUUUUCUUUUUCUUUUGAGUUGUUGAAAGAAGAGUUUUCAAAAUUAAUCGAAAAAUGACUGUAACUCAUAGAGAUAAAGAUGGCAAAGUUGUUUGGACAAAACAUUGGGGGCCAGAGAGACUUGUUGAAAUUUAUAGAGAACCGGAAACAAGUUUGGGACUCAGCAUCGUUGGCGGAAAGGUGGAUCUAGUGAAUACCGACAGUUCAAACAACUCUAAUGUGUCCGGAGUAUUCAUAAAAAAUGUAACACCCAAUACACCAGCUGGUAGGACAAGGGAGUUGAAGACGGGAGACAGAAUAAUCGAAGUGGACGGAAUAGAUUUGCGGAAUAGUACAUAUGAAAAAGCUGUGGAGGUGAUUCAAGCCUCCGGCAAUCCGGUAUGUCUUCUGGUACAGUCAUUGGUGCAUAUGGAAGAUGUGGAUCAAUCACGUUCAAGAGUGGAAUUCGUUAAACAAUAUUCUGAGAAAAAAUCUGAACCUACUCAACGCAGUUCAAUGCGCAAAUCUUCUAUGAAGAAGUCUAUUCGUAAGAAAGCUCCAUCACCACCAGGGGAAUCCCAAAUCAUUCGGGAGAUCACAGAAGAAGAACCACGAGAACCAGCAAAACCAGUACCAACACGAAAAUACUCAUCGGAUGAAAGUUCCGAAGAAGAAGACGCUCGCGAAUUAGAGGGAAAUGUUUAUACAAAAGCUGGCGUUGAAAUUUCGAGGAAAAGUGCUGGUAAUGUAAAACGAACGAAAGCGGAAAUUGAAGCUGAUCCUGAAGAAGAGGAUGAUUUCGGAUAUACAAACAGCAAAGUUCAGAAAAAAUAUCACAAUCUGGGACCAACAGUCGUAAUGGUCAAAUUAGAGAAAAACAGACGUGGAUUAGGAAUUUCAAUAGCUGGUCAUAAGGAUAGAAAUAAAAUGGCAGUCUUUAUAUGUGGUUUAAAUCCAAAAGGAGCCGCUUUUCAAAACGGUGGACUAAAAAUUGGAGAUGAAAUAUUGGAGGUAAAUGGUGUGGUACUAGUAGCAAGAUGCCAUCUAAAUGCAUCAGCCCUUAUAAAAGGAAUUCCAGGACCAGUUUUUAAAAUCAUUGUUUUCAGGAAAGCUGGCCGAGACGAUCUUUCAGUGAGACCGAUUACUCAUUUUCCACCUUCUUUAGACGAUGAGGCAACAUUCAGCCAAUAUAAAGGUGUACGAAUUGUAUCAAUUAAAAAAGGCCACUACGGUUUAGGCAUCAUGAUUAUCGAAGGCAAACACGCAGAAGUGGGACAAGGAAUUUUCGUCUCGGAUAUUCAAGAAGGAAGCGCAGCGGAGAUAGCUGGAUUACAAGUUGGAGACAUGAUUUUAGCUGUCAAUAUGGAUUGUUUACUUGGAUCCACCUAUGACGAGGCAACAAAUCUUUUGAAAAACACCGAGGGAGUCGUUAAUCUCACAGUGUGUAAUCCAAACCAAAGUAAAGUUGCUCAAGAAGAAGAAGCUAGACAAAAGGCCAUCAAAGAGGGCAAGGAUCCAACUAAAAUUGAAAUUCCCAAAGAGCCAGAAAAGCCAAAGGAACCAGAAGGAUCCAAAGAUCCAAAAGACUGUGCCAUUGCUAUUGGAAAAGAUACCACAAUUGAAUUUCCAAAAGACAAAGACAAACCAAUUGGUUUCACUGUUAUCGGAGGAAAUGAUUCGCCUGUUAAUGGAGUUUUUGUACUCGAUGUAUAUCCGGAUGGAGCAGCCGGUAAGGAUGGCCGUUUACAACCAGGAGAUCGAGUAGUAGAAAUUAAUAAAGAAAGUAUGAAAUCGAUAGAACAAGAGAGAGCUUAUCAAGCCGUUCUAAAAAUCGUUAAUGGACCUAUCCACAUGAUUGUACAUCGAGAUCCAAAAGCCGUGGAGGAAUUCGAUGUUGAUCUUCAGAAAAAAUCUGGCAAGGGAUCUGGACUUUGUUUGAUAGGUUAUAAAAGUGGAAAGGGCGCGUACGUUUCAGAAGUGGUGCCCGGUGGUUGUGCCGCGGAAAGUGGGAAAAUAGUAAGAGGCGAUCGAAUAAUUGCAGUUGGCGGACAAGACAUUCGUGAAAUACCAGUCGAAGAAAUUGCUGUUCACGUAAAAAUUUCCAAUCCAGUGCAAUUAAAACUUGCACGAUAUAAAGUCAAGUAACAUGCUACAUAGUUAUUUUCCAUGAAACACCAUCCGCGAACUAUAAAAAUCAACAAUUUUGAUAUAACAAAGAAAAAAAAAGAAAAAGAAAGAAGGAGGCGAAAUCUCGCAAACAAACUUUAGAAACUAAUAAAUAAUUGGACUAUAUAGAUCAGUAUUCAUAUUAGCAAUGAUAAAAAAGAAAAAAGGCGUGCCACGCAAUGACUGGCAAAAAAAAUGUGCGCUAAAAUUUUGCCACAUUAAAAAAUAUUAGAAAAAAAAAAAAAUGGGCAAAAUAAAAAUCACAAAAAAAAUGACGAAAAAAAAAUAAAACACAAGGAGAGAAACUAUUAAUAUAUCGCUUUAUAAAGCUCUUAACUCGGUUCUAACAUAUGUGAUAAUUGAAAUAAUGAAUUAACGUGUUAAUUAAAAAAAAAAAAAAAAAAAAAAAAAGAUAACCAAAUAAAAAUGGAAGUUAUCGACAUAAAAAAAAAAUUUCAAAAAAAAUUAUAAAUCAUAACGAAUUUCACGUUAAAUGCUAUUAUUAUAUAUAAUACUAUUAAGAAGUUUACCAAUUUAUACCUCGAUUUUGAAGCGCAUUUUGUAGCCAGUCGUUGUAAUUAGUACUAUUAGAGGUUCGCAAAAAAAAGUGUAUUUAAAGUUUAAACGAGGAACAAGUUUUUUGUCAGAAUUUCUAGAAAAAAACAUGUCCAUUUUAUAUAUACCUAUAAUAUUGAAUGUAGCAAUCCUAAACAUUCAUCUCCCCUCCCCCAAUCACAAAAAAAUCAUAGUUCUAUUUCAAUCUCUAUCAAAGUUAAGGAAUUGAGAGAUUUGCUCGAGUAUAAUAUAUGUAAAAAAAAAAAAAAAAACAAUUUCUUUGAGAAAGUGAAAGUCGACUGAAAAUUCUGCCAAAUAAAAAAAUACGUAAACGGAUUUUAAGGGAUAAUUAAAAAAAAAAUUCUAUUUUAAUUAAAUAUUUAAAUAAAUUUUAAAAAAAUAACUUUUCGAAAUAAUUUUGCAGAAAAAUAGAUUUUUUAUGCGGGCUGUAAUGAAAUACUUGGAACUUUAUGCAUUCGAGUAUAGAAAUAAAAUUUUUUUAAAUAUUUUCUAGAUUUUAAAUUCUUAAUUUUAAACAAAAAAUAUGUAUUUAUUUUAUUUAAAAAAAAAAAAAAACAAAAGUUUCUCAAUUAUUUUUCAAUAAUUAUUUUUUAUUAUAAAUUUUAAAAAUAAAUCAAUUAAAAUUUGGACAAUUAAUAUUUUAGAUCAAUUAAAAUUUAAAUCAAUCAAAAUUUUGAUAAAUUACAAUUAGUACAAUAAUUUAAAACUUUAAUCGAUUGAAUUUGCAUUUAAUUAAAAUUUUAAAUAAUACAUUUAUUUUGACCAAAAAAAAAAUUUUGAAUUUAUUAAAAGUAUAGAAUCACAUGAAAUUUAAAUAAAAAUUUAGAUUGAAUUGAAAUUUGUAAUUAAAAUUUGAAUCAAAUAAAAUUUAAUUAAAUUUAAUUGUAUAAAGUUCCUGAUUUUAACAAUUAUUAUUUUCUAUUGCAAAAAAAGAUAAAAUUGAAAAAUAUGCAACUAAACAAAAUUUUUUCGAAGUAAAAUAAAAAUAAACUGUGAAAUUUACUGAAUGCUAGUUUAUGCAACUAAAAAAAUAAUUUGAAGUGAAAUAAAAAUUAAAUGUGGAAUUUACAAAACUUGAAAAAAAAAAUUGAAAUUAGAAUUCCCCUCCCCCCUCCCAAAAGAAAGAAAAAAAAGGAAUUGAAAAGAAAAUAUUUAAAAACAGAGAAAAAGGCAGUUUUGUCCGUCCGAUCGUUCACGCAAAUUCUGUCCACUAAAGGGGAGAGAGACCAAUAAAUAUCGAAAAAUCCGGGACUGUCCCAAAUUUCUAACUUUUUAUAUAAUAUAGAAUCUUGUUUUUUUGUACGAUAGAGUAUAACUUUUUUAAUAAUUGGGUGUUUUAUAAAAAAAAAAAAAAAAAAAAAACAACGACGACCCGGACGCUUGAUUGAUUCCUAAAAACGGUCCUUUUGUGGAUCAGUUCGUCAAAUAAUCUGCCUAUCUCUUUGUGAAGUUUCCCUUUUUGAAAGAAGCCAAAAAAUCAUUUACUUACUUAUCAUCUCAAAAGUUAACUUUCACUCUCUCUCUCUCUCUCUCUCUCUCUCUUUCUCUUUCUUCAACUUUUUUUUAAUAUAUAUUUACAUUUACUUUAUUCACAAUUUCGAUUAUCAUUAUCAUUAUUAUUAUUAUUAUAUAAUAUUCAAUUCUUGCCUUAAGAAACUGGCUGCAUUUAUUAAAGUCGAUUUUUGUUAUUGAUAAAUAUAUAGAUAUAAUAUAUAAAUUAGUUGUAAUUUUAUUAAUUGUUAUAGAUAAAGAGAAAUGUUUUUAGUACAAACAAUAACUGUGAGAAAAAACAAUGAUUUUAAGUUCAAAAUGAAUGCUUUUUUCAAAUUUUUAUUUCUAAUUUUUAAUUUUUUUUUUAUUAUAGUUAAAAAAAUAUAAAAAAAUUUUUUUAAAUAUUAAAAUUAAUUAAGAAUUUAUUGUAUAAUUUAUUUAUAUUUCAAUGUAAUUGAAAAAAAAAAUUUUUCAUUCUGAACUUUCAUAUUAGAGUUUUUUCUCACUUUGUAAUGCUGUUGGAAUGUUUUUAUUAUUCAGGUGUCAGAAAGUAUUGAAUGCAAAAUAAUUAUAAUUUAUUUAUAGAGCAAAGCUCUUAUUUAAUGUGCAUUUAUCUUGGUCCAAAAAUCGAUUUUCAAAAAGUAAAAUUAUAAUCAACUUAAUUUCAUUAUAAACUUAAAUUAAUUAAAAUAUUAUUUAAAUUAACAAAUAAAAAUAUUGGAUUAUUUCAUAAAAUUGCCAACAGCAAAAUGUAAAAAUUGCAAAAAAAAAGUUUAAAUUCAUAAAAAUUUGAUAAAAUUUCAAUUUUAAUACCUAUUUUAUUCUCAAAUUAAUUUUUAAAAAAAUAAAAAAAACUUUCGAAAAAGAAAAUUACUCGACAUACAUUUUUUUUAGAGUCGGAAAAUAUAAAAAAUAAAUAUAUAUUCAAAAUAUAAAUUAAAAUAAAAAAAUUUUAAUUAAAUUUCAAAUAAAAUAUUUUUUCAACUACUUGAGUUUUUGAUUUAAAGAAACUCGAACAAAUUAAAAGUUCUCUUCUAAGUCAAAAAAAAAAAAAAAAAAACGGUUUUUGAGACCAAUCUAAAAAAACAUAUAUAUCGUUUCUAGUAUGUAUUACUUUUAUCAUCUAAAAUUAGUACCAUGAAAAUAUUUAUAAAGAAUCGUUCGUAAAAAACGUUUUUUCGAGAAAAAAAAAAGUUGUAAAUUUAGCGAAAGUUUAUGAGCAUUGCCUAAAGUCCGUCGUACUAUAGUGAUAGCAGAGCUUUAAAAAGGCGAUUUUAGCCAUUUUAUCAGAAAAAAAAAAAUUCUACGUUCGUUGCGGAAGUAAAAAAAAACCUAAAAAAAAGAAAUCUUUUUAAAAAAAAGACGAGUAUUAUUAUAUUUACUUCCGAGAAAAAAAAGGGAACACGAGAGGAUUCCGAUGUAAAUGCGGAUUCUCUUAAUAUUUAAAAAGUAGUUUUUUCCGCGUAUCCGCGCUGGUAGAGUAAAAAAAAUUGAUAAUUCAGUGAUAAAAUUAUUCAAUAACAUUUUAGUAUGUAUUUAAUAUUAAUAAUAUACCUUAAAUAUAUUUAUGAGCAUGGAUUUGAGAAACAUGUCUAGAAAAAUUAUAUUAUUAAACAGAAUCAUGUUUAUGGAUCCAGAAUUUUAGAUAUUUAUGUCCUUAGAUGAGUUACUGUAUAUUAAAUAUGCAAAAUAAAUUCAAUGACUAUUUAGCAUUAAUUAAUUUUUAAAUAAUAAAACUUUUUAAACAUUAACCCAAUUUUAACUUUCUCUAAUCAUCUAUAUUUACAUUGAAAAUUUAUUCUUAGAAUUAGAAUAAUUCUUUUCCGAAAAAUGCAGUUGCAUCCUCUUUCAAUUAUACUUAAGAUAUUUACAAUUUAUAUAUAUAUAUAUAUAUAUAUAUAUAAAACACACACACAAUUUAUCUCUUAUUUUGACAAAAAUAUAAUUCAUGAAUAAAAUAAAAAAUUAAAUAUAUAUUAGGAACAAAAUUGUAACUCAUCUAAUUUUGCCUUAGUUUUUCGUGAAAAGGAAAAAAAAUGCGGAAACCAGCGCGGACAAGUCGCUGGAUUAAUUAUUAUAUAUUAUAUAUUAUGUAAGACUUUGUGAAUUUUCAAAAUGAAAUUAUUAUAAAUAUUUAAUGAAUUGUCGAAACGUAUUUAAAUAGUAGUUUUAUCUUUAUGAAAAAAUUCAUGUCUUCCAAAGGCAGAAAAUAAUUUUUUUCGAUUGAAUAAUAUAAAUAUUCGUGAUCAUUCCAUUUAUAUAAAUAUAAUUCUUCAUUUCUAUUGUUUUUAUUUUUUUUUUGGCAAAUUAAAUAAAGAGGAAAAACUACCAAAAAAAAGAAACUAAUGAAAAAUUUGCUUAUUCGGGAAAAAAUUUCUGCAUUUGAAGGACAUUUAUUGAAUCGAAACCUUAUAAAGUAUAUCUUAUAUAGGCACCUGUAUAUUUGUAUUGGAAAUUCAGAAAUUGUAAAUUAAAUUCGGCUGUCACCUAUUAUUAAUUUAGAGAAAUAUAGAAUGUAAGAGAAAAAAGAAACUUUCGAAACCGAAUAAAACAAUUCAUAAAGUA
Leptopilina boulardi is the source of this 8117-nucleotide messenger RNA. RefSeq names its product inactivation-no-after-potential D protein (gene inaD). The record is from RefSeq and is a predicted model, not a curated record. The transcript is spliced from 18 exons. Gene Ontology annotation, molecular function: protein binding. Lineage: Eukaryota; Metazoa; Arthropoda; Insecta; Hymenoptera; Figitidae. Bases 1395 to 3464 code for a protein of 689 amino acids.